ACUUUACUUGAGGACCCCCUUUAUGUGGGUCUCCGUCAGAAAAGAACAACUGGAAAACUCUAUGAUGACUUCGUGGACGAAUUUAUGCAAGGAAUUGUUAAGCGCUACGGCCAGAACACUCUUAUACAGUUCGAGGAUUUCGGAAAUCACAAUGCUUUCCGAUUUUUGGAUAAGUAUCGUGGAGAAUACUGCACCUUCAAUGAUGACAUUCAAGGUACUGCAAGCGUUGCCGUUUCCGGUCUACUGGCCUCGAAGAGAUUAACCGGCAAAAAAUUAUCCGACAACAAAUUCCUGUUUCUCGGAGCCGGCGAAGCUGCCAUCGGCAUCGCCGACUUGACAGUCAAGGCUCUUGAAAAUGAAGGCCUUUCCAUCGACGAAGCUAGAGAGAGGAUAUGGAUGGUCGACAUCGACGGCUUACUGGCCAUCGAAAGACCCGAAGGCGGUUUGGAAGGACACAAAAAGUUUUACGCUAAGAAACACACGCCCAUCAAAGAUUUCGAAGCUAUCGUCAAGGAAAUCAAGCCUUCGGUUCUGAUAGGUGCAUCAGCAGCUGCUGGAGCAUUCACGCCAGAGGUUCUAAAAGCGAUGGCUUGCUUCAAUGAAAGACCUAUUGUUUUUGCUCUGAGCAAUCCUACUAGCAAAGCUGAAUGUACCGCAGAACAAGCGUAUGUCCAUACCGAUGGACGAGUGAUAUUCUCCAGUGGUUCCCCAUUCGGAAAAGUUGUUCUAGGCGAUAAAACUUUCUACCCCGGUCAAGGAAACAACGCCUACAUUUUCCCCGGCGUGGCACUUGGAGUUCUAUUGGCCGGUAUCCACCAUAUUAGCGAACAAAUAUUUUUGAUUGCAUCGGACACAGUGGCGAGUAAUGUGUCGGAAGAAGAUCUUGCCAAGGGCAGCCUCUAUCCUCCUUUGAAUUUGAUAAAGGAAUGUUCCAUGCAGAUUGCUUGCAAGAUAUUGGAUUACGCCUAUGAGGAACGUAUUGCAUCAGUUUAUCCAAAACCGAAAGACAUGAGGAAAUACGUGGAGUCUCAUCAGUACAACUACAACUACGAACCUUCGUUGCCUCAGACAUGGCCGUGGCCCAAUCCCCCCUACAUCAAAACUAAACCCAUGGACCCCAUAAAAAUAAAAGGAUAACUUUUAGAGCCAUAAUCGCUAAUAAAAUUCAUGUCAUGAUAGUAUUAAGGUAAAUUAUUUCUUAUUUUUUAUGAAAUUCACUUGUGAUUCAAAUAUUUAUUAGUACAUUGGCAUCUCUUGGUUUACAUGAAUGUACAUAGAGUGCUGUGCCAUAAUAAAUUUUCAUUAUGUUGUGUACUUAACGGGAAAAUCGUAACGAUAAGUAUUAUAAUCUGUAUAUUUUAUUGAUUUGAAUGAUUUAUUUUUAUCAAUUUGCGUAUUAGCAACAGUAUUGUGCUCUGGUCAAUUAUUUCCUUUCCUUGUAUUUAUUCAAAGAAAGUUAUUAAAUGUUAUGACACUGUU
This is a messenger RNA of Leptinotarsa decemlineata (Colorado potato beetle), 1479 nucleotides long. It is a transcript of the gene Men-b, whose product is annotated as NADP-dependent malic enzyme b, mitochondrial. Gene Ontology annotation, biological process: malate metabolic process; pyruvate metabolic process. The record is from RefSeq and is a predicted model, not a curated record. Gene Ontology annotation, molecular function: malate dehydrogenase (decarboxylating) (NADP+) activity; NAD binding. Lineage: Eukaryota; Metazoa; Arthropoda; Insecta; Coleoptera; Chrysomelidae. Gene Ontology annotation, cellular component: mitochondrion.